Artibeus jamaicensis (Jamaican fruit-eating bat) is the source of this 5578-nucleotide messenger RNA. RefSeq names its product TNF receptor associated factor 2 (gene TRAF2). The transcript has 11 exons. Gene Ontology annotation, cellular component: plasma membrane signaling receptor complex; cytoplasmic side of plasma membrane. The record is from RefSeq and is a predicted model, not a curated record. Lineage: Eukaryota; Metazoa; Chordata; Mammalia; Chiroptera; Phyllostomidae. Bases 127 to 1824 code for a protein of 565 amino acids. Gene Ontology annotation, molecular function: zinc ion binding; ubiquitin protein ligase binding; ubiquitin-protein transferase activity. Gene Ontology annotation, biological process: tumor necrosis factor-mediated signaling pathway; regulation of apoptotic process; protein K63-linked ubiquitination.
UGGCUGGGGACUAUGGCACAGGAUUUAUGGUGACCACUUGUUGUUAGAAAAAGCACUUUCUCAAGGAAGAACAAGGCCUUUCCACCACGAGUUCUGAGCGUCAGGUCUGCGCCCCUCACCCCCACGAUGGGACUGCCAGCCUCCCACUCACCCUCCAGCAGUGGCGCACUGACUGGGUGUGGCCCACAGGGCUCAGUGGUCCCAGGGCGUGGCUCCCAUGGCUGCAGCCAGUGUGACCCCUCCCGGCACCCUGGAUGCACUGCAGUUUGGCUUCGAAAAGACCAUCCUGGGGACCAAGCUGGAGGACAAGUACCUGUGCUCCGCCUGCAAGAACGUCCUGCGCAGGCCCUUCCAGGCGCAGUGCGGCCACCGCUACUGCUCCUCCUGCCUGAGCAGCAUCCUCAGCUCCGGGCCCCGGGACUGCGCUGCCUGUGUGCACGAGGGUGUGUACGAAGAGGGCGUCUCGAUUUUAGAGAGCGGCUCGGUACGUGGAGUCUCGCGGCUGAAACGCUGACCAGAAAGCGUGUCGCCUUUCCUUUAACACCAAGGGCUUUCCCGGACAACGCCGCCCGCAGGGAGGUGGAGAGCCUGCCAGCCGUCUGCCCCAGCGAGGGCUGCACCUGGAAGGGGACCCUCAAGGAGUACGAGAGCUGCCACGAAGGACACUGCCCCUUCCUGCUGACCGAGUGCCCGGCGUGCCGAGGCCCGGUGCGCCUGGGGGACAAGGAGCGGCACGCUGAGCAGGAGUGCCCGGAGAGGAGCCACGGCUGCCGGCACUGCAGGGCCCCCUGCUGUGGGGCCGACGUGAAGGCACACCACGAGAUCUGCCCCAAGUUCCCCCUGACGUGUGACGGCUGUGGCAAGAAGAAGAUCCCACGCGAGAAAUUUCAGGACCACGCCAGGGCGUGCGGCCGUGAGUGCCUGGCGCCCUGCCGGUUCCGUGAUGUCGGCUGCCCCGCAGUGGUGGAGGGCGAGGAGCAGCAGGAGCAUGAGGGCCAGUGGCUCCGUGAGCACCUGGCCAUGCUGCUGCGCGUCGUGGAGGCCAGGCCCCCGUCCCAGGGCCAGGGGGGCGGCCAGGAGGCUGGUGUGCUGGGCCCGGGGCUUCCUGCGGCCUCGGAGCUCCUGCACAGGUGCGAGGCCCUAGAGAGGAAGACGGCCACCUUCGAGAACAUCGUCUGCGUCUUGAACCGGGAGGUGGAGAGGGCGGCCAUGACGGUCGAGGCCUGCGGCCGGCAGCACCGGCUGGACCAGGGCCGGAUCGAAGCCCUGAGUAACAAGGUCCAGCAGCUAGAAAGGAGCAUUGGCCUGAAGGACCUGGCGAUGGCGGACCUGGAGCAGAAGGUCCGUGAGAUGGAGGCGUCCACCUUCGAUGGGGUGUUUAUCUGGAAAAUCUCAGACUUCGCCAGGAAGCGCCAGGAGGCCGUGGCCGGCCGAGUGCCUGCCAUCUUCUCCCCAGCCUUCUACACCAGCAGGUACGGCUACAAGAUGUGUCUGCGUUUGUACCUGAAUGGGGACGGCACAGGGCGGGGCACACACCUGUCGCUCUUCUUCGUGGUGAUGAAGGGCCCCAACGACGCUCUCCUGCGCUGGCCUUUCAACCAGAAGGUGACCCUGAUGCUGCUUGACCAGGACAACCGAGAGCACGUGAUUGACGCCUUCAAGCCCGACGUGACCUCGUCCUCCUUCCAGAGGCCCGUCGGCGACAUGAACAUCGCAAGCGGCUGCCCCCUCUUCUGCCCUGUCUCCAAGAUGGAGGCCAGGAAUUCCUACGUGCGCGACGAUGCCGUCUUCAUCAAGGCCAUCGUGGACCUGACGGGACUCUAGCCGCCUCCGCUGGGGCCAGGUAGCCUGGCCAGUGGCUCAGUGAGGAGCCCCGUGGGGGGCAGGAGCCACCUCCGGGGAGGGUGCCCAGCCCAGGUGGUGGCUGGGUCGUCCUGCGGGCCCGGGAGCGCCCUGCCGUGGGAACGGCCGAGCGAGGCGAGCAGAGGGCAGGUGGGCCGCACAGGGAGGACCCCUGGGGCCUGGUCCCACCCUUCCACCGGGGGAGCCGGGACAGCCUCGGGCCUGGCGUGGCUCCAAGGGGGCCUACUGCUGUAGCCUGACCUGGCCGGCGAGCAGGGCAGUGGCCCGCGUCCCUAGAGCGCCCAUCAGCUGUGCCUGUGGCGUGCGUGGGGUGCACAGUCGGGCCCCUGAGAGACGGGGCGGCUGGGCCAACAGGCCACACACAGCGAGGUCCUUAUUAAACCGUUGACGCUCUGUGGUAAGUGGUGUCCCACGGCCCCUACCUGCGUCUCCAGCUCUUGGGCAGCUCUGUUUCCUGACACCCCAGCUCACAGCUGUGGGCCUCGCGAGGCGGGUGUUUCUCAUGGAACGGUUUUUGCUGGCUGGCUCCUCCCUCGGCUUCCCAGAGGGCUGCCUGGGAACAGAACGUGGCUUCCUGUUCUGGGCCUGCGCCACCCUCUGUGCGGGGACCCUGGCUCUGGGAGAGCAGCCCACCGCUUCGCUGGUGCUUGGGCAUCUCUUGGCGGCAUUGUCCCCGAACCUGCUCCCCUGCACAGAGAAGAACAGGACUUCUCUGUACCGACCAGUUGUCUCCUCCACAGCCCAGGCCCCUGGGCUGCACCAGCCAUGGGUAGAGCUCGGUGGGCUUGGGUUAGGGCCUCUGCCCGUGGGGCGAAGGCAGGUGGCUGGCCCUGUUCCCAAGACUCGGGGUCUGAGGCCGGCUCUGGCUGCCCAGGGGCGUCGGCAAGACCCCAUGGCCCGGGCUGCCCUCACUGUCUCGUCUGCUUUGUGAAAUGGAUGAAAAGCACGGAGCAUGACGGAGUAAGCACACGUGUCUGUGUCCUGGAUGCCACGUGUGGCCGCACAGCUGAGGCCGUGUGCCCGGCUCGCAGGCAUGUCUGCAGCUCUCGGCUCCCCCUCACCGGUCGGCCUGCUCUGCAUCUCCUUCCCCUGCCUCCCUCCACAGAGGAGACCGGCGUGGCUGAGACUCGGUGGGGCUUGGGCUGCGCUGCCAGCAGCGAGCGUCCACACCUCCCGCACUCUGUCCGUUUGCCGAUCGGAAAGCGUGGACGAAUGUGGACACAAGUGUGGGACAGUCCACCUCCUGUGGACGGGGCUGUGGGCCAGUUAUUCGAGAAGCCCUACCAUCCCCGGGGCUGAAAACACCCUCGUGAUUUCUUCUGCUGCUGUGGAGUGUGGCUUUCGACACUGGGUUAGGCAUUCGAUUUGCAUCUGGGGGUGUGUGGUGUGGUGUGUGGUGUGGUGUGGUGUGUGUGUGUGUGUGUUUAUAUGCGUGGGGGUUCGUAACAGUUCAGUGAGAGUAGAAAGGCUCCAGUACCCGUCAGAGAGGGCAGGGCAGCGGCAGGAGGAAGGGGCGAGGGCCUGCGUGGGCUCCCUGCCUGACAGUGCAGGGUGCAGUGCAGGGCCAGCUGCAGAGGUGGUCUGUGCUAGGACCCCCGAGCGCAGCCCCUGCCCUCACCGACUGACUUGCACAGGGAAGCCGGGUCCUCCAGGGGGAGGCCCUGCAGGCAGGCCUGCCCGAGAGCUGCCUUGUGACCCUCAACUUUAGAACACACUCCGGCCCCUGGCAGUGACUGACCUGCUUGUCCGUGGGUUUGGCUGUUGUGGACAUUUAUGUGAGGCCUGUUUAGAUGGCACCCGCCACGAGUAUGAGAGGUAGACGUUUAUCGAAGACACAAGAGACACUGCUCACAGGACGAUGACAUCUCGGUCCCCUUACAAGCAGGCACCUUGGGACCUCACACAGUCCCCCCAGUCGCCGACAGCUGCCCUUCGUAUUUUCCUGAAUCUCAGUCCCCCCAGUCGCCGACAGCUGCCCUUCGUAUUUUCCUGAAUCUCAUCGAUGGUCUGAGAUCUCUUCUUCUCAAACAUGAUCUUAGUUUUGGGAAAAGGCAGAAGUUGCAGGACGCCAGAUCGGGGCUGUAGGGGCGCCGAGUCACCUGGGUGAUUUGAUGUUUUGCAAAAACUGCACGAGACAUGAUGCGUGAACGGGCAUGUUGUGACGAAGCUGCCGAUCACCAGGUGCCCACAGCUGCGGCCUCUGAGUCCCCUGAAUAGUUUCCGCAGAGCAACGUUCAAGCUCAAUGCAAAAUCUGAGGCAGAUUCGAUGCUCUCCUCACUCGCUUAUUUUGAACAUGACGGCCACACAGUGCACAUGCUCCCUCACUGGUGCCCGACACCCCCACUGACUAGAGCAGUGGAGUCGUCGUGGCUCAUGCAUGUGCAUUCCAGUCCACGCUCCUCGGCUGCCGGUCACAUCGGUGUCAUGCCAGCCGCUCUGGUGUGAGCAGGGGUGGGUUUUUCCCGGACAGACCUCGUGAAAGUGGAGUGUGCAGCGUGGCCUGCGCCCGCCUUCCCUGGCACAGGGUUUGGAGGCCACGUGGCAGGCGGCAGCAUGUCCUUCCUCUCGGGGCAGAGGGCACCGCGUCACGUGCACGGGUUGCUGUGUGUUCUUCCGUGAAGGGACUGUGAGGUGUCCCCCGUGUGGCCGCCGUGACCCUCCCGCCUGUGCCCAUGCUCUCUCAGGAGGAGCUGCCAGUUACUGUCCAGAGUGGCCGCACCCUGGACGCCCCUCGUGUUCCCCACCGUCUGGAAGGCCGCUCCCGCUCUUCAACACAAAGUCACCUUUAAACACCCAGGGAGGCCACAGCCUGCCCGUGCCGACUGUGCAGGUGACAGCACACCACGCACGCCUUGUCUUUGUGGGGGACACCAGCCUGCGUCUGCCUGUCCUCACUGCGCAGAGACAAAGGUACAGCUCCCCUGUCACCCAGCCCAUCACAGGCGAGGCGACAGCUGCAAAUUUGCUGCUGGUGCAGGUGAAACGCAUUUGCUCCUGAGCAGUGUUUACAGUUUAGUCCUGUGGUGGCGUGGGGUCAGGUCUCUCUGGGUGCAGCCUGGUGCCCGCAGCACCCUGACAGGCAGACGGUACAGCCUGCCGAAGGUCGGGGAGCCCACGGCUUUGGGCCUGCGCCCCAGGACAGAAUCACGCAGUGUGACACCUGAGGCCGGCCUCUGUCCCUCCACAGGACGCUUUGGAGUGCUGGGGGGCUGGGCAUGUCACAGGUCCCUGGCUCUGUUCAGUGGCACCCCGUGGGCCUGUGGACACCAGGCAUCAGGGUCUGAAUCAGCUGCUCUGAGCCCCUGGGUGCAGCCUUGUCCCAGGGAGCAGUGCCGUGUGGCCACACGGCCAGGGCAGCGCACUCCAGUCAGGGCGAGUCGGGGUUGCGGGCCCCACCCCGGGGGCACUUAAGGGGGGCAGCUGGUUGGGGUUUCUCGUCUUCUCUGCCUCCCCCUCUCUAAACUCAAAAAAGAAAAUAUUUAAAAAAUUAAAUCAAGAGAAACCGAAACCGUGUUUCAGAGCAGCUUCUUGGGCCCGAACGUGUCCCAACACAUAUGCUCACAUGCACACGCACGCAGGCGCACACACAAAGUCCUGCAGAACCCCACUCCCAGGCGGAGGUGUUGGCAGGUGGGCCUGUGAGGACUUGGAGAAUCUGCCACCUGAGCCAGGGCGUCCCCGCCCUGCCAGCCAGCACCUGCCCUUGGCCCCCCG